This is a messenger RNA of Brassica napus (rape), 695 nucleotides long. RefSeq lists its product as uncharacterized. The record is from RefSeq and is a predicted model, not a curated record. NCBI's taxonomy places the organism in Eukaryota, Viridiplantae, Streptophyta, Magnoliopsida, Brassicales, Brassicaceae. The coding region runs from base 337 to 588 and encodes 83 amino acids. The transcript has a single exon.
ACAAAAGCCUAAAAAUCGAGUAUGAAGCGCUGGACUCUUACCGAUGAUACCAACCAUACAAAAGGAAAUGGUAAACGGGACCGUUAAACUAAGUUGGGCUAUUUCUUCUAACGUUCCAUGAUUCAGUCGUGCGUGGAAUGAGUUUUUGUUUGACUAUGUUGUGGGUCAAUAUUUGCAACAUUUGCUGGCUCAGGCUGCCCCCACACAGGCCACUACCAGGUAGUGCAUAUUUUAGUCUAAUAUCUGAAACCCACCUGAGUAGAAACAUUCCCUCUGCCUUAUCUUUAUAAAUUACAUUUAUCAGAGAUUAAGCAAGUUAAAAGGCAGAAGCUAGAGAUGGGUGAGAUCAAAGCUAGACGCGUUAUCCUCCUCUCUAUCAUGUUCCUCAUCUUCUUCUUCUCCCAGACUCUUCUUUUGUGUUCAGCUAACGAGCAUGGCUCAAGGAGUCUUGCAGUGGUCAUGAGAAAACGGGUGAAAUAUAGAGGGUCUCGCUCACGCAACUCAACAUCCUCAGCUUCAACUAUGACGUUCCUAAGCUCCUUCCAUAUGGGCGCUGCUUCCUCUUUCGUCCUCGCUCUCCUUUUAUAGCUUAUGUUUGUAUAUGAUUGUGAUUUAAAGAUAAAAAGUGAUUGAAUUUUAUGUUUUCUUGUCUGUUGAAUUGAUUGUGUAAAUAUAUCAAAUGGUCUCAAAUUAUG